AUGCCAUCGCCGUUCCCUCCCACCUCCUCUCAUCCCGGUCAAGGCAGCAUUCAUCUGACCCUCCUCCCACCAUCCACGCCCGCCUUCUCCACCCUCACCUACACCUAUCCCCUAAAACUCCUCCCGUCGCGCCCCCACAGACUCCCAGCCCCUGGGCCCCCGCGUCCGCCAGGUCCAGAUGCGUCGCACUCGCCCGCCAGCGUCCCGCUCCUCUUCCUCCUCACCUACGGCGGCGGCCUCGUGGCCGGCGACCGCAUCGAUCUCUCCGUCCGUCUCGACCCGGGCACGCGCCUGACCCUUACGACCCAGGGUAGCACGAAGAUCUUCAAGCCUUCCACGGGGCCUCCGCCGACCACGCGCCAGGAUCUCGGCGUCCGUGUGUCCAGUCAUGCGGCGCUGUGGAUAGCUCCCGACCCCGUCCAGCCCUUCGCCGGUAGUCUCUACGCGCAGAAACAGAUCUUUCACGUUGAGAGUGGAGGUAGUGUAGGCUUCGUCGACUGGGUGAACGAGGGUCGGAAGGCGAGGGGCGAGAGCUGGGCGUUUGAAGGAUGGAGGGGUAGGAACGAGAUAUGGGAGAUCUAUGGCGAGGGGUUGCAGAAGAAGAGGAUGCUUGUAAGGGAUGCCGUUGUGCUUGAUGGGAAAGGUAUACAAGGUAGGAUGGAUGCCAUGGGAGUAUUCGGCACUGUGCUGCUACGAGGCCCACUCUUCAGAGCCCUUGCGGACUUUUUUGUGGAAGAGUUUCAGGCACUGCCGAGGAUUGGUGGGAGGGAUUGGGCUAGUACGAAUGAUGCCGUACAGGAGCUUACGGCCAAGGAAGAGUGGAGAAAGAAGAGAUUGCUGAGGGAGAAAGAGGACGGUGUGCUAUGGACGGCCUGCCAUGUGAGGGGCUGCACUGUUGUCAAAUUUGCGGCUAAGGAAGUCGAAGGGGCAAAACAAUGGCUGGGGAGCAUGCUGAGGGAAGAGGGUAGUGUGGGUCAAGAGUUUGGCGAUGGGGGUCUGAUGUUCGUGCGGUGA
Letharia columbiana is the source of this 1014-nucleotide messenger RNA. RefSeq lists its product as uncharacterized. The transcript has a single exon. Bases 1 to 1014 code for a protein of 337 amino acids. Lineage: Eukaryota; Fungi; Ascomycota; Lecanoromycetes; Lecanorales; Parmeliaceae. Gene Ontology annotation, molecular function: nickel cation binding. The record is from RefSeq and is a predicted model, not a curated record.